Gavialis gangeticus (Gharial) is the source of this 1357-nucleotide messenger RNA. RefSeq names its product forkhead box F2 (gene FOXF2). Gene Ontology annotation, molecular function: DNA-binding transcription factor activity, RNA polymerase II-specific; RNA polymerase II cis-regulatory region sequence-specific DNA binding. The record is from RefSeq and is a predicted model, not a curated record. NCBI's taxonomy places the organism in Eukaryota, Metazoa, Chordata, Crocodylia, Gavialidae. The coding region runs from base 40 to 957 and encodes 305 amino acids. Gene Ontology annotation, biological process: regulation of transcription by RNA polymerase II; animal organ morphogenesis. The transcript is spliced from 2 exons. Gene Ontology annotation, cellular component: nucleus.
CCGGAGAAGCCCCCCUACUCCUACAUCGCGCUCAUCGUCAUGGCCAUCCAGAGCUCGCCCUCCAAGCGCCUGACGCUGAGCGAGAUCUACCAGUUCCUGCAGGCGCGCUUCCCCUUCUUCCGCGGCUCCUACCAGGGCUGGAAGAACUCGGUGCGCCACAACCUCUCGCUCAACGAGUGCUUCAUCAAGCUGCCCAAGGGGCUGGGCCGCCCGGGCAAGGGCCACUACUGGACCAUCGACCCGGCCAGCGAGUUCAUGUUCGAGGAGGGCUCGUUCCGCCGCCGCCCGCGGGGUUUCCGCCGCAAGUGCCAGGCGCUGAAGCCCAUGUACCGCAUGAUGAACGGGCUGGGCUUCAGCGCCUCGCUGCUGCCGCAGGGCUUCGACUUCCAGGCGCCCUCGGCCCCGCUGGCCUGCCACGCCAAUGGCUACAACCUCGACAUGAUGCCCAACUCCAUGGCGGGCGCCUACGAGGGCCACCACGUGCCGCACAUGUCCCCCAACCCGGGCUCGACCUACAUGGCCAGCUGCCCCGUGCCUGCCAACGGGGAGUACGGCCCGGACAGCAGCAGCAGCCCCGUGCCCUCCUCGCCCGCCAUGGCUAGUGCCAUCGAGUGCCAUUCCCCCUACGCCAGCCCGUCGGCUCACUGGACAGCCUCAGGGGCAUCGCCCUACAUAAAGCAGCAGGCCCUGCCGCCCAGCAACGCCGCCCCCUCGGGCAUCCACUCCAGCAUGUCCUCCUACUCCCUGGAGCAGAGCUACCUGCACCAGAACGCCCGGGAAGACCUCUCAGUGGGAUUGCCUCGCUACCAGCAUCACUCUUCCCCAGUGUGUGACCGGAAAGAUUUCGUUCUCAAUUUCAAUGGCAUUUCUUCUUUCCACCCAUCCGCCAGCGGAUCCUAUUAUCACCACCAUCACCACCAAAGCGUCUGUCAAGACAUCAAGCCCUGCGUGAUGUGAAGCGCGCGGCAGUGAGCCCAGGCAGGCGGACAGACAGACGAUCGGGGGGCUGUGUAACAGGUCGGAGGUAUAGCGGGGCUCACGCAGGUCCAAUGUAAUGUGCACUCUGGUAGCAUUCAACACAACACGAGUCACUUAGCACGAGUCGCUCCCCAAGGCAGAAGUGUCGGCAGUGUCCGCCCGGCCACUCCUUGAAGGACAGGCCCAGAUGAUAUAACAGCUCCCAGCUUCCCCCCUCCGCCCCCGCCCCACCGAAAGAUUUUCUUUUGUGCCUGUGUUUGGGAAGGGCCGGGGACUGGUCUCUGCAUGGGAAGUCCGAGCAGGUUAAUCAUCCAAUGCAUUUCUGCGAUCUCCAUUCUCCUGGCGAAUUAAGCUUUGGGAAAGGGGGCCAUUUCUCCUA